Messenger RNA from Kockovaella imperatae, 1187 nucleotides. RefSeq lists its product as hypothetical. NCBI's taxonomy places the organism in Eukaryota, Fungi, Basidiomycota, Tremellomycetes, Tremellales, Cuniculitremaceae. The transcript has 7 exons. The record is from RefSeq and is a predicted model, not a curated record. Bases 137 to 1093 code for a protein of 318 amino acids.
GGUAUACAAAGCCUUUAGGUAUAUAUACCUCCACACUCGUCCUCAACUCGCUGGGUCAGGCUGAUUUCUUGCUCAAGCGGACUCUUGCUCUCUAUACAUCCACCGUAGAAGCUACCAACGAUCAGAAGACACCAAUAUGGCGAAGAAGUACAAGUUCCUCACGGACGAGCAAGUUGAGUCUUUCAUGCGAGAUGGGUACAUCAAGCUGGAAGGUGCAUUCUCCAAGGAGAAAGCAGAAGCAUGGAAACAAGAUGCUUGGAUCAGAUUGGAUAUGGACCCAAAUGAUAUGAGUACCUGGAACAGGGAAUGGAUCAACAUGCCUGUCAUUCGCUCGGAGAAGAUUGAAGACUUUUCUCCCGUCGCCUGGGGAGCUAUGCUCGAAUUAAUUGGCGGUAUUGAGCGUCUUCGGAUGGAUCGUGAUAGCUGGGGUGACAACUUCAUCGUCAACCUCGGCACUCCCGAAACCCAUAACGCUGAACCUCCUCAUCCAAGAGACCUGGACGCAUGGCACUGUGACGGAGACUCAUACAAGCACUUCCUCGAUAGCCCCGAAGUAGCUCUCCUCAUGAUCCCCUUGUUCUCUAAAGUCGAAUCCAAAGGUGGAUGCACCUUCAUUUCGCCCGACGCAACGACCAAGAUCAUUGAAUUCUUGCGAGACCACCCUGAAGGUGUCGGUGGAGGUGACGGAGCGCCUUGGAAGCCCACUCCAGGGGAGAUGGUCAAGGCCAGCCAUCAAUUCAUCGAAUGCACUGGCGAACCAGGCGAUGUCUUCCUGUGCCAUCCUUUGAUGAUGCACACCAAGUCUCAGAACAACACUCGUGUCCCUCGAUUCAUGAUCAAUCCUUGGGCGGCACUCAAUGAACCUCAUAAAUUCAAGAGGGACAAUACCGACGACUACUCGUUGGUAGAGCUCAAGACGCUCAAAGAAUUGGGGCGAACGCCUGAAGAAGGAUAUGAUUUCCGUGCUACGACAGAGAGAAAGGCUGCGCCGUCGAAGCGACAUGGGAUUCAAGCAGAAUGGAAGCGGCAAGAGCUGGAGAGGUUGGCGCGCGCAGGAAUUGUCCCAAGGGUUAUUUCUACCUUGGUCUCAUAGGCUCCGCCUUGACUCAAGUGCAGGGUGUUCCAGGGCGAGAAAGGAAGUGAGGUCGUUCUUGCGAAUCAAGAUCAUGCAUCACUGGACUGCACGG